UCUGCAGAGAGUCUGACAGGAUCAACGCUAUUAUUGAUUAUUGAUUGACAGAGGAGCUACACUUCACAGACUGGAGAUUUAACUUAUACCCACUGGAACACUUUGGAUAUUUAUUUAUUUAUAUUCUACUAAUUUAUCAUCACAGUUUAUUCUGGGAGUCAUAACGACCGCCAUAAUGCCGCCGGUCUUAACCAUGAACUAUGAUUACGACUAUGACUUGGUCCAGCCCUGCUUCUACCUGGAGGAGGAGGACUUCUACCCUCCUCCACGAAGCCAGCUGCUGCCGGGCCCCAGCGACGACAUCUGGAAGAAGUUCGAGCUGCUGCCGACGCCUCCUCUGUCGCCGAGCCGCAGACCGUCUCUGUCCGACGUCCCGCUCACCGACCAUGAACACCUGGAGUUGGUUACCGACGCGCUGGACGAGGACUGCUACCCCAGCGCGGCCUUCCUGCAGUCCUUCAUCAUCCAGGACUGCAUGUGGAGCAGCAGCUUCGCUGCCUCCACUGAGCUGGAGAAGGUGGUGUCAGAGAGGCUGGCGUCACUGCGAGCACGACGCGACUCCAACAACAACAACAAAAGCAGCAGCAGCGUCUCAAGCAGAGCAGCCGAUCAGCAGGUUAGCACAGAGUACCUGCAGGACUUCCACACGGUGGCGACUGAUUGCAUCGACCCGUCCGUGGUGUUUCCGUACACGGCGCUGAGCGAGAAGAGCCGGGACGAAGCGGAGGCGGAGGUGGCGUCAGAAGUGGUUCUCGACUCACCGCCGAUCAGCAGCAGCAGCGACAGUGAAUCAGAAGAAGAAGAAGAUGAGGAGGAGGAGGAGGAGUGUGUGGAGGAGGAUGAGGAGAUCGACGUGGUGACGGUGGACAGGAGGAAGUCGUCCCGGCGGUGUGACGUCAGCAGCAGACCGGACGUUUCCCCGUUAGUCCUGAAGCGCUCUCACAUCAACAUCCACCAACACAACUACGCCGCCCCGCAGCCGUCAUCCAGCCACCAACAGCCUGCUGGGAAGAGGAUGAAGUCGGAGGGAACCAGCUCGGCGCCGAGGCAGAGCGGCGGCCGCAAGUGCUGGAGCCCGGCGUCCGACGGUGGUGACGACGGCGACAACGACAGACGCAGGACUCACAACGUGCUGGAGAGGCAGCGCAGGAACGAGCUGAGGAUGAGCUUCCUGUCACUGAGGGAUCAGGUGCCGGCUGUGGCCCACAACGAGAAGGCGGCCAAGGUGGCGAUCCUGAAAAAGGCCACCGAGUACAUCGUGGAGCUCGGAGAGGAUGAGAAGAGGCUGCGAGCGAUGAAGGACGAGCUGAGGAAGAGGAGCAGAGAGCUGAAACACAAACUGCAGCAGCUCAGGACUUCACAUUAAAAUCAUUUUCAUAUAUUUUUAGGUUUUUUAUAUUGACAAGUUUUCAUGUCAGAAACAAACUUUAGAGUAUCGAUGCUGCAACGAACAUCUUUUUAUUAACAAUUAUGAACUGCCAGUCAUAAUGAUUAAAAGGAAAGGACUUGAAUGCAGCACGGUCGGCUUGGAAACAGAGACUUAAAGAACUAUGAAGAUCAGACUUGUCUUCGGUGGAGACUGGACCGUAAUCAGUGAAAGUUUCUGUUUUGUAUUUAUUUUAUUUUUAUUGACAACUUCUUCACAUUUAUUGUAAUUUAAAAUAUUUUUUUAUUUGUUUUUUCGCCCGUUAGGAUAAAAUAUUUGUGUGCUGUGUCAAAAAUUUAACUGAUUAUUUAAUGUUGUUUUUUAACUUUUAUUUAAUCAGUCAUAACUUUUUCUAUUAUAAUUUUAUUUUAGGUUUUUUAUAUUUUUAUAUUUUCCUCAUGCACAGUCUUUUGAAUUAAA
Messenger RNA from Scomber japonicus (chub mackerel), 1846 nucleotides. Its product is annotated as transcriptional regulator Myc-like. The record is from RefSeq and is a predicted model, not a curated record. Gene Ontology annotation, molecular function: RNA polymerase II cis-regulatory region sequence-specific DNA binding; DNA-binding transcription factor activity, RNA polymerase II-specific; protein dimerization activity. The transcript is spliced from 3 exons. Gene Ontology annotation, biological process: positive regulation of cell population proliferation; regulation of transcription by RNA polymerase II. Bases 176 to 1366 code for a protein of 396 amino acids. Lineage: Eukaryota; Metazoa; Chordata; Actinopteri; Scombriformes; Scombridae.